Molecule: messenger RNA, 1815 nt
Organism: Aureobasidium uvarum
Lineage: Eukaryota; Fungi; Ascomycota; Dothideomycetes; Dothideales; Saccotheciaceae
Source: the annotation of a GenBank genome assembly
AUGGCUGAUUACAACGAAGAAGAGGAUCUCUUCGCCGACCUGUAUGCCUCUUCCGGCGACGAUACCGCUCCUUCUGCCCCAGCAGCACCCGCGCCUGCUCCUGCCACUGCCACCGUCGAAACCGCCGCCGCCGAACAGACUGAUUCGGUAGCCGUUUCUGCCGAGCAAGCUCCCCAGUCAGAGCCCAUAGCAAAUGGAUCCAACAUCCCCGCCGACCCUCAAUCAUAUUCCAACGACGGCUGGAACGACCAGCAGCAACAAGGCCAACAGAACUGGGACUACAACAAUCAGAACCAAGGUAACGAUUAUGACGCUGCCCAGCAGAUGAACCACGGUGGAGCUGGUGAUGAUGACUACAAGCCUAUCGGCAUCAAGGAAGACGGCAAAAUGUUUAUCGGUGGUUUGAACUGGGAGACAACAGAUCUCACGGAGUGCACUGUCAUGCGUGACGGUGCAACUGGACGUUCUCGCGGUUUCGGUUUCCUCACUUUCAGAGACCCCAAGACCGUUAACAUCGUCAUGGUGAAGGAACAUCAGCUUGACGGCAAGAUUGUGGGUUCUUCCUUUGCAUCCGUCAUACGCACGACUGACCAUGAUACAGNNAUUGAUCCCAAGAGAGCUAUUCCUCGCGAUGAGCAAGAGCGUACUAGCAAGAUCUUCGUUGGUGGUGUCUCGCAAGAAGCCACUGAAGCCGACUUCAAGAACUUCUUCAUGCAAUUCGGUCGCGUUCUGGAUGCCACUCUGAUGAUGGACAAGGAUACCGGUCGCCCUCGUGGUUUUGGUUUCGUCACCUUCGACAGCGAAGCUGCAGUCGACAGAACUCUUGAACGACCACUAGAGAUCUUGGGCAAAUACAUUGAGGUCAAGAAGGCCCAACCCAGAGGCAACCUGCGCGGUAACGAGGAUAACAACAACAACAACGGCGGCUUCAAGAAACAGGGCUUUGGCGGCCAGCAAGGUGGCUUUGACCCCAGUCAACAGGGUGGCAUGCAGCAAGGCGGACCCGCUGGUAUGGGAGGCAACAACAUGAGCCCAGCCAUGAUGGCCCAAUACUGGCAGCGCAUGCAGCAAUACUUCCAGAUGAUGCAACAGCAAUUGGCUACUAGCAUGGGUGGAGGCGGCAACCCCAUGAUGGGUGGCGGUGGUGGCAUGAACCCUCAGAUGAUGCAGCAAAUGAUGGCCAUGCAACAGGGCAUGGGUCAAGGUAAGUGGUUCACGACUCUCUUGCACUCGUCAAGANCUACUAACAAGCUUCUUCUCGCAGGCGGCAUGAACCCAGCCAUGAUGCAACAAAUGCAACAGAUGCAGCAGCAAAUGCAAGGUGGCGGUCCUGGUAACUCGGGCAGCCCGGCACCCUCGAACAACCCCAUGUCACCCAUGAACGGCGGACCUGGUCAGCGCCCCGCCUACAACGCUCAAGAACAACUCGCCUUUGAACAACAAAAGUACGAACGCCAGCAACAACAGCGCUGUCCCAUGCCCGGCACAUCCGCAACUCCCAACAGCAGCAACGGUUUCCAACCCUCGGGCUCGCCCACCAGCUGGGAGGGCAUGUACGACGAUGUCCCCGCUCCCAACCAAGGCGGCGGUCCCGGCAGCAAUAACGGCGGAUUCGCCCCUCGCGGUGGCUUUGGCAGAGGACGCGGCAGAGGGGGUGGCGGUCACACUCCCACGCCUGCGGGUCCCUCUAAUGCACCUGCUAAUGCGCCCACAGGCCCCAAGAAUGCUGGAAGACCGGGCGCCAAUUACAGAGGUGGUGGCAGAGGCGGGCACCGUGGUUUCCAUCCUUAUGCUCGCGGCGGCGGUGGUGCCUAG